Drosophila innubila is the source of this 1034-nucleotide messenger RNA. Its product is annotated as alpha/beta-gliadin A-IV. The transcript is spliced from 3 exons. The coding region runs from base 1 to 915 and encodes 304 amino acids. The record is from RefSeq and is a predicted model, not a curated record. Lineage: Eukaryota; Metazoa; Arthropoda; Insecta; Diptera; Drosophilidae.
AUGGAGCUGCCAACGUACAACGGAAAUUAUUUGCAUAUUGCACUUGUAACUCUACUGCAACUGUUUUUGUUGCUGCCAGUGUUGCCAGUGCAAUCCCAACAUUACUAUCCACAUAGUCAUCCACAGCGCCAGCUUUACUUUGAUGCUCCGGCCAGGCUGCGUCGCUUUGAGUAUGUGCCUGCCCCCUUUGUGGCAGGCUAUGUGGCGCCUCCCGCCGCCCACUAUCAACAGCAGGCGCCCAACUUUCAAUUGAUCAACUAUCGUCCCAGCUAUCAACCACUCGCCUUGGAGUAUCAGCAACAACAGCCACCUGCACCACAGCCAGCACCACCGCUACCCUCCCUUUAUCCGCAGCAGACUGUGCAGUAUCAACAACGUGCCGCACCGCAAACUGAACUCGCCAAGUACCGUUAUGAGGGCAACUAUAUUCCAAUCCAGCACCGUGUGGCAGUUGCCCCUCAGUUGCCCCCGCGUCGGGUGGAGGAACAGCUCUAUAAUGUGCCGCCAGCUCUCUUCACCAGCGACGUGUUGCAUGUGGUGCCUUCGCGUGCAGCACAACACCAGCAACUACAACACCAGCAACAACAGCAGCAACAGCAACAACAGGAGUUGCAGGCAGAGCGUCCUCGUCGCUUUGCAGCUAAUCAGGAUGCAACACAGGAUGCUGUGGCCGCCGAGUCAAGAUCAGAAAGUAAUAGACCAACAAAGGAAACCAAAUACUUUCAUGACAUUUUUAUGAGAUUUGAUGGACCGAAUACUCGCAGUCAUGGUCAUGUCUUAGAGCAUCCGAAGGCGCAGGAACGACGUUUUGAAUUGCAGCGUGGCACAAAUCGUUACAAGGGCGAGGUGAUCUGGACGGAUCGUCGGGGAGGACACGGCGAGCAUCGUUGGGAUUUGGCGCAAGGAAAACUCUGAAGCAAUCAAAACAUUUGCAUAAUUUACUUACUUUAACCUACCUCUUACUCCUUCUCUGUCUCUCUCUCUCUCUCUCCCGUUUCUACUUAGCGUGUACAUAUAAAAAACGUGACUUUUCA